GACCUGUCUUACCAGCGAAGAAAAGAUAACCUGUUUUGAUGAGCACAAUCACAUGAUUGAGUCAUGUCAUCUUAAGGAAAUACUGCAAACUGCUUUCACACCUUCCAAGUCUUCUAUUCGGUCGUUCACCUUUGCAGCUUCUUAGAACUGAGCGUUGGACAAGAUGGGUCGCUGCAUUUGGAUACUAAGUGUUUUGAGUUUGUGGCUAUGCAUGUCAGAGACUACAGCUCCAUACACUCCAGACUGGGAUAGUAUCGACUCAAGACCACUUCCUAAGUGGUACGAUGAGGCGAAAAUCGGGAUUUUCGUGCACUGGGGUGUAUUUUCAGUUCCAGGGUUCGGUAGCGAGUGGUUUUGGUGGUACUGGCAAGGUGAUAAAAAUCCAAAUUACGUGUCUUACAUGUUGAAGAACUAUCCUCCUGGAUUUACAUACGCGGAUUUUGCACCUGAGCUUCGCGCAAUAUUUUUCGACCCAAAUGAAUGGGCUGACCUUUUCGAGGCCUCAGGUGCCAAGUAUGUGGUGCUGACGACGAAACAUCACGAGGGCUUUACAAACUGGGGAUCACCGUUCUCCUGGAACUGGAAUUCUGUGGACACAGGGCCGCACAGAGACAUUACUGGGGAAUUGGCGGAUGCAAUACGGAAGAAAUCUCUUCACUAUGGUGUGUACAACUCCUUGUAUGAGUGGUUCAAUCCCAUGUACCUAAGUGAUAAGAAGAAUGGCUUUAAAACUCAGGAGUUUCCGCAAAACAAACUUUUGCCAGAGCUCUAUAACCUGGUUGUAAGGUAUAAACCCGACCUGAUCUGGUCAGAUGGAGAUUGGGAGGCCCCAGACACUUACUGGAACUCUACAGAAUUCUUGGCCUGGCUCUACAACGAAAGCCCAGUCAAGGACGUUGUCGUGACCAAUGACAGAUGGGGGGCAGGAUGUGCAUGCAAACAUGGAGGUUACUUCAACUGCGCUGACAAGUUUACUCCUGGAUCGGUACCCAAUCACAAAUGGGAAAAAUGCACGUCGGUGGACACGCACUCUUGGGGUUACAGAAGGAACAUGCGGAUUGAUGAGCUGAUGUCGCUGCCAGAUAUCAUAAAGGACCUGGUGUACACAGUGGCCUUAGGAGGGAACUACCUGCUGAACGUGGGGCCCACUCCUGACGGCACGAUCCCUGCAGUGUUCCAGGAGCGGUUGUUGGGCCUAGGGGGCUGGCUGAAGGUCAACGGGGAGGCCAUCUACGCCACCAAACCCUGGCGGGUGCAGAGCGAAAACGACACUUUACCCGUGCGGUACACUUCUACAGACUCGAGUGUGUACGCCAUUAUCCUCACGAAACCUGAAUUAAAGUUGAAACUCUCUGUACCAAAGAUUACAGAAAAGACGGUGGUGACUAUGUUGGGUGUCUCUGCCAAGCUUCAAUGGGUAGCUUUGGACCCUACUGGAGUGAUCGUAGACCUGCCUGAAAUCCCGGACUCCCCUGGCAAAGGCUGGACCCUGAAGCUGGAGGGAGCUUUAUGAGCUACACGACCUGUAAAGCUGUUGGGAAGAUGCAAUCUAAGGGAAUUUUCUGUCUCUAAAAUGGUCUGAUCUGAAUGAUUGAGAACGACAGGCCAUUGCUAAUGACUGAUUAUGAUCCGCCCACUAUGAAUCACGGAGCCUUAAUUAAAUUAGUUUUAUAUACAUGUAUUAAUGAUAACUAUGAUAUUCUGUUUGUACAGGAUGUUGUUUUUGCACUGCAGAUUUGGGGCUUUAUCUGUCUUUUUUUUUAAUAAACCUCAUUUGUCAUUCUCUUA
Messenger RNA from Clupea harengus (Atlantic herring), 1788 nucleotides. RefSeq names its product alpha-L-fucosidase 1. Gene Ontology annotation, molecular function: alpha-L-fucosidase activity. Gene Ontology annotation, cellular component: lysosome. Lineage: Eukaryota; Metazoa; Chordata; Actinopteri; Clupeiformes; Clupeidae. The record is from RefSeq and is a predicted model, not a curated record. Gene Ontology annotation, biological process: fucose metabolic process; glycoside catabolic process.